GUUUUAAAUACAAUAGAUUUUUCUUUUAUUUUUUUUUGUAAAUUGUUUACAUGUUGUAGGCGGAGGAAUCGCAGGAAAGAUGUCACCAGCUCAAGACAAAUGUCUACACAAAGUGACUCACUGCAUUUUUGAUAAUGAUGGAACUUUGAUGGAUACAGAGAAGCAAUACGAGACAGCCGUCUCCAACUUAUUGCGACCCUAUGGAGAGAAAUACACUUACGACUUGAAGCUGCAAUGUAUGGGAAUGCCAACUUCCAAGUCAACCAGAUUUCUGGUUGAGAAACUCAAUUUGCCCAUUGAUGGCGCCACAUUCGAGCAAAUGUUCAAUGACGAAGUGCAUCGUCAGAUGGGGAAUGUGGAAUUGAUGCCUGGUGUAAAAGAUCUCAUACUUCAUCUCCAUCAUCAUCGUGUGCCAAUGGCCAUUGGCACCUCAGCACAGCGGAAAGUAUUUGUUCAUAAGGCUAGUUCACAUUGCGAUAUAAUGCCCGCCUUUCGUCACAUUGUCUGCGGCGAUGAUCCCGAGCUGGUGCAUGGCAAACCAGCUCCAGACAUUUUUCUUUUAGCCGCAUCGCGAUUUAAGCCCAAGCCGCAACCUCAGUGUUGUCUGGUCUUUGAGGAUUCGCCCAUUGGCAAGCAGGCUGCCUUGGCUGCGGGCAUGCAGGUGGUCAUGAUACCUGAUCCUCGUGUGCCUGAGGAGCAGACUAAGGAUGCCACAAUUGUCCUGCGUUCAAUGGCCGACUUCCAGCCGGAGCUCUUUGGUCUGCCGCCUUAUGACAACUGUGAUCGAUUUACGUUUGGCUAGUCAAACAAAAUUUUUCUCUAAAUUAAUGUAAAUUUUAUAUUAAAAUGGAUACUUUAUAAAUUA
Messenger RNA from Drosophila sulfurigaster albostrigata, 865 nucleotides. RefSeq names its product probable pseudouridine-5'-phosphatase. Lineage: Eukaryota; Metazoa; Arthropoda; Insecta; Diptera; Drosophilidae. The record is from RefSeq and is a predicted model, not a curated record. Gene Ontology annotation, molecular function: phosphatase activity. The transcript has 2 exons. The coding region runs from base 80 to 802 and encodes 240 amino acids.